Molecule: messenger RNA, 1041 nt
Organism: Cynara cardunculus var. scolymus (artichoke)
Lineage: Eukaryota; Viridiplantae; Streptophyta; Magnoliopsida; Asterales; Asteraceae
Exons: 3
Coding region: 1-1041 (346 amino acids)
Source: RefSeq, a predicted model, not a curated record
AUGCAAACGACGAGCCGAGCCGAAGCCGAGCGGCUACUAGGAAUCGCCGAGAAGCUGUUAGAAGAAAAAGAUCUGAACGCCGCUCGAGAUUUCGCUCUCUUAGCUCAAGAAACAGAGCCAUUACUCAACGGCUCCGAUAGGAUCAUGGCCAUUGCCGACGUCUUAAUCGCCGCGGAUAAACAAAUCACCGACAACCACCACCACUGGUACGCCAUCCUCCAAAUCGCUAUCCAUCGGAACGACGAUUCCGACCUUAUCAAACAACAGUAUCGUCGUCUGGCCCUCCUCCUUCAUCCUGAUAAGAACAAAUUCCCCUUCGCCGGAUCUGCUUUCAAGCUCGUCAGAGAUGCGUGGGAAGUUUUAUCAGAUUCGUCGAAAAAAUCUGCAUACGAUGAGAAAUUAUUCGAGUUUUUGAAGGUAGAUCUGGACGCCAUGAGGAAUCAGAAGGAAAAAGAGAUUCAAAAUCCACCGGAGAAAAUGCCGGUGAGGCGGAAUUCCGGUAAGGAAGGAGCGGCGGAGAUACCGCCGUCAGAGAACAUAUGGACGUCGUGUCCGUACUGUUAUAAUCUGUUCGAGUACCCUAGGGUUUUUGAUGGUUAUUGUUUGAGAUGUGCGAAUUGUGAAAGGGCGUUUCAGGUAGUUGCAAUUCCGCCGGAAUCUAUGCCGCCGCUAGUGCCUGGAAAAGAAGCUUACUACUGCUCCUUUGCGUAUUUUCCGAUGAGGUUCGCAGUUACUAAUUCUGACACCGCUAAGACCACCACCAAGACCACCACCGUCCCCAUUUGGAUGCCAAACGUCAAUACAGUCUCGGGGGUAGAAUCCGAUGAAGAUUUUGGGGGCGGAAGACCACCAGAGUCACAGCCGAUGCCGAAGUCGCAGAAAAAAUCAGAUUCUCUGACCACCGGAGUUAACAUGAAAGAGAGUUGCUGUUUGAUUUUUGAAGUUUUGGAUCAUCUUGACAGCUUUUAUCAGCUACACAGAUGGAUUGCUUCCAGUGGUAGUGCUGGUGCAUUGCCCAAAUAUCUGUGUUUGUGGAUUUGA